This is a messenger RNA of Pelobates fuscus (common spadefoot toad), 1363 nucleotides long. RefSeq names its product corticotropin releasing hormone binding protein (gene CRHBP). Gene Ontology annotation, biological process: hormone-mediated signaling pathway; negative regulation of corticotropin secretion; negative regulation of corticotropin-releasing hormone receptor activity. The transcript is spliced from 7 exons. The coding region runs from base 64 to 1029 and encodes 321 amino acids. NCBI's taxonomy places the organism in Eukaryota, Metazoa, Chordata, Amphibia, Anura, Pelobatidae. The record is from RefSeq and is a predicted model, not a curated record. Gene Ontology annotation, molecular function: corticotropin-releasing hormone binding.
ACAAGCUGGGAAGAAGUAAGACGUACAGUUUGAGCAGGAGAGGGAGAGGACUGUAUCUGCAGCAUGGCUUGUGUAUCCAGAUUUCAAUGGCAUCUUUUACUGACACUCCUAUGGGGGUUAAAGGGAGAAAGCAGGUACAUACAGGUAAAGAACUCACCAGCAGAUGCAAUGUUUCUGCUUAACUCUGAUGUCAAAAGGGAACUGUCUGAAGAGCAAAUGUAUCGGAGAUCCCUCAGGUGCAUUGACAUGCUCAGUAUAGACGGACAGUUCACAUUUAAAGCAGAUCGGCCUCAGCUCCAUUGUGCCCUAUUUAUUAUCGGAGACCCAGAGGAGUUUGUUACCAUUGAAUAUAACUUUGUGAAUAUUGACUGCCUAGGAGGAGACAUCCUUAAGGUCUUCGAUGGCUGGAUAAUCAAAGGAGAAAAGUUUCCAAGUUCCUUGGAUCAUCCACUCUCCACCGGAGAACGUUACACUGACAUCUGUGACCUCAACAACAUGGGAAGCAUCACAAGGUCAUCUCAAAACGUGGCCAUGAUUUUCUUCCGAGUCCAAGAGCCAGGCAACGGAUUUACUUUAACAAUUCGAAAGACUCCUAAUCUCUUCCCAUGUAAUGCGAUUUCACAGUCGCCCAGUGGACAAUUCACCAUGAUUAUUCCCCAUCAACACAGAAAUUGCAGUUUUUCAAUAAUAUAUCCGGUGGUAAUUAAAAUAUCUGAUCUUACACUAGGACACUUUAAUGAGCUUCAGUUAAAGAAGCCUCCACCGCGAGGAUGUGGGGGAACAGGUGAUUUUGUAGAACUUUUAGGAGGUGCCGGACUUGACCCUUCCAAGAUGUUUCCAUUGGCUGAUCUCUGUCACUCAUUCCAUGGCUCUGCCCAAAUGAAGAUCGGCUGUGACAACAGUGUCCUAAGGAUGGUUUCAAGUGGUAAAUUUAUAAACAGGGUGACGUUUGAGUACAGUCAGCUGGACAGACAGAAAGAAAAGCAAGAGGGUAACAGCGUUGAAGAGGUUUGCUCCCCGAUCGAUUGAUCAACAGAAAAAUAUUGUGCUAGUUUAAAAAAAAAAAAAAAAAAUCUAAAUCAGGAAUCCGAUAAAUGAAUUACUUAUAAACUAUUCAGAUGUAGCAAUUUAUCUCUGUGACCCUUCUGUCAUUCUGCUAAAAGAAUGUGUGUACAUACAGUAUUACCGCUUAUCUGUAUUAUAAUUUAAAAUAAAUAUUAUAUUUAUAUGGUUAAAAUUGUCUGUGGCAGAAGGGUCAAACCACACAAGUAGAAAGAAAUGUCCCUGAUUGUAUAAUGUUUCUGUUGAACAGAGUGUGUUUUGUUUUGUUUUUGCUCCUUAAUUUGCUUUGUAGACACUUUGC